CAAGCAGAUCGGCAAGAAGUUGAACGUGAAGUGUCCAUUCUCACUCAGCUUCGGCAUCCACGUAUUGCACAGAUUUAUGACGCAUUCUACACUCCAAACAAUGAAGUUGUACUGAUAAUGGAAAUUGUACGAGGAGGAGAACUUUUUGAUCGAGUAGCAGAUGAAAGCUACGUUUUAACGGAGAUGGCAGUAGUGAUGAUCAUAUGUCAGCUAUGUGAAGCUAUUGACUACAUUCAUGAAAUGAAUAUUUUACAUUUAGAUAUUAAGCCUGAGAAUAUCAUGUGUGUCUCACAGACGGGAAACCGGAUCAAAUUAAUAGAUUUUGGUCUAGCUCGGUACUAUGAUGGAACUCAGGAACUUCGUUAUAUGGCGGGUACUCCGGAAUUUGCAGCCCCUGAGGUCAUCAAGUACGAACAGCUUGACUACCAUACAGAUAUGUGGAGUGUUGGAGUUAUCACUUAUAUUUUGUUAUCCGGGUAUUCUCCGUUUCUGGGAGAAAACAUAUGUGAAACGUAUUGCAAUGUGGAAAAAGGUGUUUGGGAUUUUACGGAAGAGUUUGAUUUGGUUAGCCCUGAAGCAAAGGAUUUUAUCUCACGGCUGAUCGUCUAUAAAAAAGAAAAACGAAUGCUGCCAAAGGAAUGCUUAGCUCAUCCGUGGAUUGCCAGACAUCGAGCAAAAGUCAGUUGUGAUGCGAUUCUCGAAAAACCAGCUGAGGGACCUGUGAUGGAUAAUAAGCAAAUAAUGCGGUAUAAUGCACAGCGAAAACUCAGGGUAAGUUUAUUUCUAAAAUUGAAAUAUUAUGUUAAUUUUUUCGUUUUUUCUAAGCUGACAGAUUAUUGCCUUGGUGGAGUACAGGAUUGGAAGCCUCUAGGACGCCCGCGUACCAUUUCAGGCAGUACUUGGCAUGAAUAUACCAAAGAAGGGGAUGGGCCUUUAUGGGUACCACCAAAUAAAUAG
Molecule: messenger RNA, 957 nt
Organism: Haemonchus placei
Lineage: Eukaryota; Metazoa; Nematoda; Chromadorea; Rhabditida; Trichostrongylidae
Source: the annotation of a GenBank genome assembly